AUGCGUCCACUCCUCAAGCUUAAAUUUGUUCGUACGACAGUGAAAGCCAAGGGAGCUGAAAUCAACAUCUCCGGAGUCUCGAGCGACCAUAAAACCAUGGUGGCGUUUUACAGCAACGCGCGCGCCGAUGCCACAGCCGUUGACGAAGGACGUUUGACGUGGUCAGAGCUUGUCUUCCAGCGAUACAGUGAGCUGGCGGGGCCGGACGUCAAUAAGCUUGAAUCCGUGGUAAGAUGCAGUGUGAGCAACCCAGGAACAAUCAACACUCUCAAGAAAGCUUUUCAGGAUAUGGGCAAGCCUUACGAGACGGAUGGCGAGAAGAUCAUCUUUCAUGCAAAUGCACCUGCAGGCUCAGCAGAACAACAAGCCUUCGAUGCGAUCCUUCGCACUGACAAUGUUCGCGGCGUGAAUUGGAUGCUCGCGGACCACCACAAUGCUUUCGGCAAAAAGCAAAUUAUCAGUGUGACUGUUUGGCCUGAUGAAGCACUCGACACCUUUAUGCUGAUUUCGAUCGGGUAG
Messenger RNA from Cladophialophora immunda, 519 nucleotides. RefSeq lists its product as uncharacterized. The transcript has a single exon. Bases 1 to 519 code for a protein of 172 amino acids. Lineage: Eukaryota; Fungi; Ascomycota; Eurotiomycetes; Chaetothyriales; Herpotrichiellaceae. The record is from RefSeq and is a predicted model, not a curated record.